AUGAAAUAUAUACAUUCUACCGACUUCGAAAAAGACUUUGUCAGCGAAAGUCAGAUUGCUUUGA
Molecule: messenger RNA, 64 nt
Organism: Entamoeba invadens IP1
Lineage: Eukaryota; Evosea; Mastigamoebida; Endamoebidae
Exons: 2
Source: RefSeq, a predicted model, not a curated record